AUGGCAACCUUCUAUCGUCCAGGAAUAUCCUCCGGCCUUUUCCGCCCUCAAAACCUCGUCCGAGUGCAAAAACAGCAGUGGGCACAUGCCUGCACCCGUACCUCCAUCAUCGUCACACCUACUCGCCAAAAAGCCAAAAACCAAUCUGGCCCCAGCACCAUGAGCCACUUUAGACCGCGCAAUUUCCGGCUCUCGCCACUUCUUGCGAGCGCCGUUCGCUCUGUGCACACAAACACAUUCCCGGCCGCCGUGGAAGCGGCAGAGAAAAUGGUGCAGCCGCGGAAACUGGCCUUCUCAGACCCGUUUUCCAUCGUCUCGCAUGAAAUGUCCAACAUGGCCAAGCUGAUUGCGCAGUUGAUCGGGUCGGGCCACCCGACGCUCAAUCGUGUGUCGAGCUACUACUUCGAGGCCGAGGGAAAGAAUGUCAGGCCGUUGAUUGUGUUGCUUCUUUCCAAAGCAUUGCUGGCAAUUCCCAUCGAGGAGCGGGACCGUGUUCCCAUCGACUACUUGGACGUCACGGACCAGCCCGUGUACCCGGGAACGCCCCAGGAAACGGUGUUGGCCGGGCAGCUGCCAAACGAGUCCAUUUCGCCCUUGGCAAUUUUGCACGGCAUCAAUCCGCGGGUCAUUUUGGACCCCUUGUCCAAGCCCUUGGACAGGUUGCCCGAGCUUGAUGCGGCCAACGGAAUUUUGCCCAAGCAGCGGCGCUUGGCGGAGAUUGUGGAGAUGAUCCACACGGCGUCGCUUCUCCACGACGAUGUGAUUGACUUGUCUGACGCUAGAAGAGGCAGGCCAAGCGGCAACAUUGCCUUCACCAACAAAAUGGCGGUUUUGGCCGGCGACUUUUUGUUGGGCCGUGCGUCUGUGGCCAUUUCCCGCUUGCGCAAUCCCGAGGUGGUGGAGUUGAUUUCAACCUCCAUUGCCAACUUGGUGGAAGGUGAGUUCAUGCAGUUGAAAAACACCGUCCUCACCGACGACAAGACCGUCAACAACGACGGCGACGAGAAAGUUGUCCCCACGCCAACGGGGAAAGUCCCAGUGGAGCAGCACGAAUACUCUGUCGCCAGUCCGGGCCAGCUGGGCGAAAACGGCCAGGUUUCCCACGACACCAACGUCGACGCGGCCUUCGAGUACUACUUGCACAAAACAUACCUCAAGACUGCGUCGUUGAUGUCAAAGCUGGCGCGGUCUGCUGCUGUUUUAAGCGGCGCCAGAGAUAACGUUGUGGAUCUGUGCUACGACUUUGGCCGCAACUUGGGCUUGUGUUUCCAGAUUGUCGACGACAUGUUGGACUACACCUCAUCCGACGCGGCGUUCGGGAAACCCAGCCAGGCCGACUUGAAGUUGGGGCUUGCCACGGCUCCGGUUUUGUUUGCAUGGCGCAAAGAACCAAAGUUGGGUGCGCUCAUUGCGAGAAAGUUUUCCGAGCCGGGCGACGUGGAGAUUGCUCGGCGGGCUGUAGAACGCUACGACGGCGUGGCCCAGACACGCAAAAUGGCACAGGACUAUUGCAACCGGGCAUUGACCAGCUUGCGUGUUUUGCCCGAGCUGGACGCUCGUCUGGCCUUGGAGCUCUUGACCCACCUGGUUUUGACUAGAACAAACUGA
Messenger RNA from Clavispora lusitaniae ATCC 42720, 1608 nucleotides. RefSeq names its product trans-hexaprenyltranstransferase. Gene Ontology annotation, cellular component: transferase complex. Gene Ontology annotation, molecular function: prenyltransferase activity. NCBI's taxonomy places the organism in Eukaryota, Fungi, Ascomycota, Pichiomycetes, Serinales, Metschnikowiaceae. The record is from RefSeq and is a predicted model, not a curated record. Gene Ontology annotation, biological process: ubiquinone biosynthetic process; isoprenoid biosynthetic process.